AUGGCGAUGAAAUUUAUCAGCACGGCAGCACUUGUUUCUGUUGUUUUGGCUUCAACCGUGUUGCAGAGCACAUACGCUGCAACUUACACUGUGGGAGACAACACUGGUUGGACUGUCCCUACCGGUGGUAAUACUGAAUUCUAUGAUAACUGGGCUGACAAUAAGAACUUCCUGGUUGGGGAUAUUCUUGUGUUUAACUUUGCUACCGGAUCACAUAAUGUUGCGGAGGUGACAGAAGCUGUUUACGACAGCUGCAACGUGUCCCCGGUCACUGUAUCGCCGGACAAAAGCUCAGUGUCGAUGUCAGAAAUGGUCCCAGGACUGUUGCACCCACUCCCGGUUCAAGCCCAUCGCACCCGAAUACCUGGAUCAGGCCCCAACGGUUCUCCUAGCUCAGCUUCAUCCCUUGUUGCCGCCGUCUCUCUGGCCAUCAUGUCCAUUGCCUUAGUUUUGCUAUACUAA
Messenger RNA from Hibiscus syriacus, 462 nucleotides. Its product is annotated as blue copper protein-like. The transcript is spliced from 3 exons. The coding region runs from base 1 to 462 and encodes 153 amino acids. Gene Ontology annotation, molecular function: electron transfer activity. NCBI's taxonomy places the organism in Eukaryota, Viridiplantae, Streptophyta, Magnoliopsida, Malvales, Malvaceae. Gene Ontology annotation, cellular component: plasma membrane. The record is from RefSeq and is a predicted model, not a curated record.